AUGAACCUCACCGAGGCGCAGGCCGAAAAAGUCCUAUCAACGUGGCGCAUCUCCCGCCUCGAGGACAUCCUCGGCCCCGAGCUGUCGCCGCGCUCCUGGAGCAACAACCUGCGCAAACACCUGUGCAUGCUCUGCCGCCUCGUCAACCUCGAGCAAGCCCGCAUCCUGCUGUCAAACGAAGUCACAGCCCGCCUGGCCAACCGCACCCGCAAUAGGGGCAUCCGUCGCGAUCACUUGAGUGAUGUUGAUGUCAUGCGCGUUCUUGAUAGACAGGAAGCUCAAAUACGAGGGCAUUCCGACGUCUACAGCCAGUACUCGCCCUCGCCGGCGGCGAACCAGCCGAUGAGGCGCCUGGACAGGGUAUCGGAAACCCCCGACUACACCCGCCCCUAUCCACCCGGGCCGAGUCCGGACCUCUCCGCCGACGCCUCAUCUUAUCACCCAAGUACGGCAUCAUCCCCCGCCUCAACCUCCGCCUCGACCUCCAUCACCACCGCCCCGUCUUCCAACCCACGCACAGGGCCUUCGUUACAAUGGUCCUCCACCGCCCUCCAACUCCUGGCGCGCAACGCCGCAGCCGGCAGCCGCAGUGACUACUAUGACGCCGGCCCGUCAACAUUCGACGAUGGAGAUCGUCGGAUGAGUCUUGGGGGACGAAGAUGGUACUCCCGCCCGCUCAUCGCCAAUACACGGCCUGCCAUCACAGACGCCGGCUUGGGCCUUGCCCCAACACUCCCGUCAAUCACAAAAUUCACAUCAACCGCAACAUUCACCAGCCCGGCAAGCGAAAUCGUGGUCCAAAUUCCAGAAACGAAAACCGGCACACUCGCUAGAGCGACCAACUAUCGAGAGACGAACCGUCGAGAAACCAACGUCAUGGCCGCGCCGCCGCCAAGAGCCCGGUCUCCCACGACAGCAAGGACCUCUAGCAACUCGGUGGCACACACGAGAGCAGAGGAAUUGCCACGGUCUAGGCCCACCAGGACCACCGACGACCCAGAACCAAACACCACGGGCGUCGCAUCACCACGGCAAAGGCCACCUCCAAUAACGUCACUCAAGACCGAUACCUCGGCAAUCCGCGCCAUGACCGAACCGCCACAAAGAACGCAGACCACCGCUCCUACUACCACCACCACCACCACAUCGUCCUCAUCAUCCUGGAACAGUUUCCGCCCCGAAUCCCAUAUUCCCGCGUCAACCCCGCAAGGGCCAUGGCCGGGGACUACAUCAAGAACAAACAACCCGCCAGAACACCGCCCAAGGCCCCCGGACCCGCCGCGGAGAAGCGAGAGCAGCACGACCCCCAUGACUGACGACACAGAAGGCAUCACGGUAGUAGAGCGCCACAAGAGGAAGCGGGAGAGCAUGAUGGCCGACCUCGAGGGCGACAUCGAGAAGCUGGGGUACAGGGUCGACAUACAGCGGACAACGGUCAAGCUCCGCCAGCACGAGUAUGCUCAGGAGCAACGACACCUGGAGGCCGCCCGCGCCAAACUCGAGAGUCUCUCAUCGGGGGACGCCGUCGCCGCCCAGAUGGACCAAUUUCAGGGCUUCCUCGCAGGCCUUGACGAUCUCGUUGCCAGAUACCCCGCCGUACUUCACGCGCACGACGACCACAGCGCCAACGACAUGGGUCGAGCCCUGGCAUCGCCGUCUCAGCCGCCGGAGGAGACAGACAUGGGCCUUCAACCCGGCAUGCUCUUCGACGCCCUGAAGAGGGCCGUCAGGGUCAAGAUGGACUCAGCAGCACAUCAAACAGAACGGCUACAGGAUACGAGAAGGGUGGGUGAAAGAGAGCUUAGGGUGGCCCAGGCCGCCGUGGACGAGACGUUGGCAACACUGGAGCGUGCAAGGGAGGACCUUUCCAAGCUCGAGGAUGACCUGCACUUCUUGUCAAUUGAAAAGGAGCGUUUGAGCGACAGGUUUGGUUCUUAG
Molecule: messenger RNA, 1938 nt
Organism: Colletotrichum siamense
Lineage: Eukaryota; Fungi; Ascomycota; Sordariomycetes; Glomerellales; Glomerellaceae
Exons: 4
Coding region: 1-1938 (645 amino acids)
Source: RefSeq, a predicted model, not a curated record